Molecule: messenger RNA, 1851 nt
Organism: Colletotrichum higginsianum IMI 349063
Lineage: Eukaryota; Fungi; Ascomycota; Sordariomycetes; Glomerellales; Glomerellaceae
Product: Major facilitator superfamily transporter
Exons: 3
Coding region: 1-1851 (616 amino acids)
Biological process (GO): transmembrane transport
Molecular function (GO): transmembrane transporter activity
Source: RefSeq, a predicted model, not a curated record
AUGACCGGAGCCCCCAACCCGGAAAAGGGGUCCCCCGCGGCCGCCAAGACCGCAACGGCGACCUCGUCCGGAUCAAGCCAAGACUCGCCGCCUCUUCGCCCGCUGAAAGGGGUCGAGUCGCGGCACAGCCACCGGAGCCGGAGCCGGGCCACGUCCCACUCGUCCACCGACACCGACCCCCUUGAGCCCCUGGAGCACGCCCUAACCCCCGACCUCGAGAUCGAGGCCGAGCAUGUCGCCCGGGAGCCCAUCACCUACAUGCGCACCGGCACCAGCAUCGGCAGCACCGCCUCGAGGCCCCCGGAUUUCGAAAUCGUCUUCGAGCCGGACGACCCCGAGAACCCCAAGAACUGGCCGCUGUGGUACCGCGGCUGGACCAUCUUCGUCGUCUCGCUCUCCACCUGGAUCAUUGUCCUGUACAGCACGAGCUACACCGCCUCCAUCCCGGGUCUCAUUGAGGAGUAUCACUCGACCCAGGUCAUCGCCACUCUUGGCGUUACCACCUAUCUUCUCGGCCUUGCCGCCGGUAGCCUGAUCGUGGCGCCCAUGAGUGAGCUGUACGGCCGGCAGUAUGUCUAUCUCGGCUGCUUCACCGUCUCGUCUCUCUUGAUCAUCCCCUGCGCCCUGGCCAAGUCCUUGACCACGCUCAUUGUCGUCCGCUUCUUCGGCGCAUUAUUCGGGGCCGCCUUGAUCGCAAACAGCCCGGGCACCGUGGUCGAUAUCUCCGAUGAAGAAUAUCGCGCCCUCGCCAUGUCGUUCUACAGCAUUGCGCCCUUGAACGGCCCCGUGACGGGUCCGCUCAUCGGCGGCUUCGUCUUCCAGUACAUGGGCUGGAGGUGGACCAACUGGAUCGUUCUCAUUCUCGCCGGCGUCGGCAUCGCCCUCAUGUUCACCCUCCGCGAGACGUACGCGCCGACCAUCCUGCAGCGCAAGGCGGCACGCAUGCGCAAGGAGACGGACGAUCCGCGCUGGUGGUGCCGCUACGACGAGAAGGUCUCCAAGUUCCACCUCAUCAAGCUCAACCUCAGCCGCCCCUUCGUCCUGAGCUUCACGGAGCCUAUCUUGAUUUCCCUCAUCUACGGCAUUCUUUAUCUGUGCUUCGUCGCCUACCCGAUCGUCUUCUCCCAGUACCGCGGCUGGGGACCCGGCGUCUCCGGUCUCGCCUUUGUCGGCAUCGGUAUCGGCACCAUCCUAGCCAUCUGCUGCGAGCCCAUCUUCCGCCGCAUCAUCAACGCGCACCCCAAGGACCCCGUCACCGGCCGUGUCCCGCCCGAGGCCACCGCCCGCGUCAUGACCAUCGGCGCCGUCCUCACUCCCAUCGGCCAGCUGGUCUUCUCCUGGACGUGUCUGCCCGCCACCAUCCACUGGGCGAUCCCCAUCGCCUUCGGCAUCCCCUUCGGCGCCGGGAACACGAUAUCCUUCAUCUAUGGCUCCAACUACCUGGCCGGUUCCUAUGGCAUCUACGCGGCCUCCGCUCUUGCAGGGAACGCCGUCAUGCGGUCCAUGUUCGGCGGCACGCUGCCCCUGGCGGGGCCCUCCAUGUACAGAGCCCUGACGCCCCAGUGGGCCGGCACGCUCUGCGGCCUGCUCGAGCUCGCGCUCAUCCCCAUCCCCCUCAUCUUCUGGCGGUACGGCGAGAGGAUUCGCGCCAGGAGCCCCGUCAUCCGACAGAUGAGAGAGGACCAGGAGAAGAACGACAGCAAACGCGCCAAACAACAGGCGCGUCUUGAGAGGAGGAGAGAGAGGGAAGCCGCUGCCGCUGAGACUGGCGCCGGCGCCGGCGAGAAGUCGGGCGGCGUGCUGAUGAAUGAGGAACUGGCCAGGCCAAGGGACAUUGAGAAGAGCGCCUGA